GGUAUUUGAGAAUAGUAGGUGGGUAAAAUUAAAUAAAAAUAAAAAUGUAAUGCUAAUAUAUUCAUCCUGUACAUUUUGGAGAGUAAUUUUUUUAUUGAUUUGAUGUAUAUUUAUAAAUAUAAUAUAACGGAAAGAGAAUAAACUGUUGAGUUUUCUAUUGAUCGGUGAAAAUGCCCAAAGAGUACGAAAAAUGAUCUUAAAAAAGUAAAAAGACCUAAACAAGAAAAAAGCAAAAUAAAAACUGGUUAAAUGGAUACGUUUAAGUUAUUGAAACACAUUUGAAGCUUGGAAGUCUAUGUCGUUUAAAAAAAUGCAAAAAUCAAUAUCCAGGUCCUACUUAUUAUUUUCUUUUGCUGUAAGUAAUAUAUUAUAUUAAAAUAAACCAAACUAAUAAGUAAUAUCUAAGGAAUAUUAAUUAUUAUGUAAUACGCAUAUGGCAUAUCUAGCUAUCAAUAGAUAAAUAUUAUAAUAUUGAUAAAAUAAGUAGGUACCUACGAGGUAUAUAUCUAUAAAUACAGCAUAAUUCAAUAAUGUAGGCACGGUACGAUUGCAGGAGUCAUUUGCCAAUCAUUACGGUUCUAGAUCUAUAUAUGGAUGCGAUAUAUUAGGAUUUGCAAUCACACAAUUCGACGUGCUUUAGACAGACAGGAAUCUAUGUACCUAUUACCUAUGAAUAUUAUAUGGAUCUUAAACUUCUUCAACGUUACAUUACAUAACGUGUAUGGGCAGUUGCGGCGACCUUAAAGUGUCAAUCGGUCGUACCUUUAUAUAGCCUCAAGUCGGUAAACCGCGUUCCCGUUGUAGUGAUUAUAUCAUGCGAUGACAUGCAUGAUGUAUAAAGUAUAAUAUUGUACAAUAAUAUGAGUAAAUGUGUAAUAUUGUGCAUAGGUAGGUCGUUGGGUAUGAGGCUGUGUCGGUUCGUCAUGUUUUCGUUUUCUCAGCGCUAUGCCACCAUCCCACCGACCGGUCGGGUGAUCGUCCGCACAAUCGUUUAGGGCAACGUCGUCAUCGGGUCUCGCCGAUGAGGCGGGCGCGUGAGCGGGGUACAUACCAAACAAAAUAUGUGUGUCUGUGUGUGAACCGGUGCCCGCCAUAUAAUAAUAAUAAUAAUAAUAAUAAUAAUAAUAAUAAUCAUAAUAUAAUUAUCAUAAUACGUUGCGCCGUAUAGAACGACUCACAGAAAGAAAAAAACCAGAAAUCGUUAACGAGCACAGGUGUGCUGCAUCUUACAGGUAGUUGUUGGUCGUCCGUUGCUCAACGAGUUUUCAUCUACGCACACUACGGCCACAAUGAUUGUAAUAAUAAUAAUAAUAAUACACAUGCGAGCGCACUACAUAGGACGACGAUGACGGUUGCUUCGGAUACCUGUUAUAACAUUAACCGCGGCGGAUGUGGCGGCGCAGCAGUCGUUGUGCCGGAUCUCCACGCUCCCACCGGCUGUAGCCACCAUCGUAAUUUCGAACAACGCAAUCGUCGAAGCGGUCUCGUCGGUUUUUUAAUAAUAAUAUCCUUUCCCCCGUUCGCGGUGCAGUCGAUGGUGGUUUCGUGCGCGGGUGUGGUGAGGGGGAGAGGUCGGCCGGACGCGCGCACGCACACGCCGACCGAAGUCACCGAACGGCGAGCAGUCGUCUUGAUGUUUUCGCCGUGGCGUAGUCGACUGCUGUUCGGCCGAAUCUAGACAGUAUCGUAUGCGUGCUUUGAGUGUUAUGUUCCACUGCGAGUUGAGCAUCAGCGGCAACGGAAACAGCACAUUCGUCGACAUCACCGCAUAGUACCUGCUCAAUACUAUUAAUAAUAACGGCAGGCUGCGGACGAUGGCCGCCACAGCGGUGACAAGGGCUCAAAACCGGGCCAUCGCAAAGGGCACAGAUCCAAAGGCGGCAACUUGCCGGGCAAAGUUGCAACGAGCUCGGUCUGCUCUGAACCGGCAAAUGGACCGGGAGCUGCGGUUACGCGAAGGCGCCGAGAACCUGUUGCGGGCCACCACCAAGGAUGGCGGUGGUAGCGAUAACAGUGGUAUCGUCGGUAGUGGCGGUGGCCUUAGAAAUAAGAGCAAAAGCAGAAAGCUCAUCAGGCAAACGGUGGCACUAGAGCUAAGUUUCCUAGAUUCCAACGUUCGAUUGCUGGCUGACGAGCUGGCGGAGCUCAAUGGUUCAGUUGACGUGUAUCAGCACCGAGACGAUGACGACGACAAUGAAGAUUGUUUUGACGGAAGCCGUAGUGAUCCUGCCAUGGUAGGUGCUAGUGCGGAUGGUACAAUGGCGAAUCGACGUCGAAUGCACCGGCAACGGUUAAUGCCUAUGAUUGCAGUACCGUUGAAAGAUACCAGACCCAUAGAUUUUGGACCACCACUCGAGCGGUUCAUCAGUCAACACUAUGGCGUGGAUUUGUCAGCGGCACCGGAAGAGACCAACACUGGCCAAAGCGGUGUGGGGGACGACGGAGACAACUACGAUAACAACGGUGGCGCGGUGCGGCGACGUUCGUUGUCGCUACGCGAAGCCAUUGACGAAUUGACGCAGCUCCGAGUGGACACACAGACGCCUAGCAGAGACUUGGAUGGCGUUCGACUUUUGCUGAGGUACUACAGGCAGCUGUACUACGUUGACCGCAGAUUUUUCCCACCAGCUUCGUUGGCGGUGCCGGUUACGACAACGUCGCGACAUUAUCACCAACAUAAUCGCCAGCAACAGGACCCCAAUUAUCGUCACGUUAAGCAACAACAGCAACAGUACUCGGCCGUCAUCGGCUCGUCACCACCACCGGCCAUUUAUUUCGAAUGGUACGAUUCGUUUGGUGGUCCAGUGCCGUCUUGCGGACAACGCACCGUCCGGUUUGAGCAAGCUUGCGUACUGUUUAACGUGGCCGCGGUGCACACGCAAAUGGGCGCCAAGCACGACCGCCGUUGCAGAGAUGACGCAGACGACGGUGACUACGACGACUACAGCAUGAGCAUUGGCUCUGGCAAGCGGACCGGCUCAUCGUCCACAUCGACCGGACCUGAAGCGGCCGAUGGAGCCGCUGCCGCUGCGCAGUGCUUUCUGCGAGCGGCCGGAGCGUAUCGGCACAUCGGCGACACGUUCGCCAACGCGCCCGCCCGGGCAGCCGAUCUGCGAGCCACAGGCGUCCUAUACGCAGUCAUGAUGGCUCAGGCUCACGAAUGCGCUUUCGAGAAAUUACAAUGGCGGUUCUUGACGUCCGUUCGGCAUCGAUGUCGUCGUCAACGUCAUCGAGGCGACCGAUCCAAAGAAGCUGAGGCCGAAUCUGAGGGGCUUGGCAGUGGUGACCGUCGUGGCCGUGGUGACGGAGAUGCCACAACUAGACGAACGUCGGCAUCAGGACGUGUCAGUGGCGGUAACGUCGGAGGAAUGUGCGAAGUAACCUCAAAUACACCUUCGUGGACAGAGUUGGCUCGUGAAGCGGCCCACGUGUCACGAAUGUACGGAGACGUGGUGUACAACAGCUGCACCCGCCAGUCCAACGAAAGAGCCACUCAUCGUGGUAAGGAAAACGGUGGCGAGCAGAGAGUCACGGCGACACCGGUGUCUAUGUUACCAGACGUCUGGGUAGCCGUGUGCCGGAUUAAAGACCGGCACUACGCGGCGUUGGCGUACCGUUACGCCGCGUGCGCCCUGCUUCCUUACCGCCGAUGCAGCGCGGAUGGACAGCAGGACAAGCAGCACCAUAUGGGUGGUGCCCGGCGUCGUGGCACUGUCGACUCGGACGCCAGCCAACUGUUGACUGAGUUAUCGGCGGCUGCGGCGGCCGCGGGCCUUGGGGUGGCCGAUGACGACGACGAUGACGAGACGACCUCAGUGGCGGUGCAACAGCGGCGGCGUCGCAAUCAACUCGGUAAGCUGUUGCUAGAGGCGGCCGCAGCGGCCCACGACAGAGCGGACCGCGCACUGCGACUGUGCCGGCAGCUCCGGGCCAAAACCGAGGGGAAUACAUCGGGCAGCGGCGGUGGAGGUGGUUUGCUGGCCGGUGUGUUGGACCGGGAACGCCAGCGAACAGUACGGUUGUUGUUAUCGCAACUCCGCGACGAAGAAGAAGACGACUACGCUACGGCCGAUGGUGAAGGCGGUGGAGGUGGCUGCAGCGAACGCAAGGAAGGCCGUGCCGAGAAAAAUUGUAGCCGUUGCUGGGAUUGCCACGACUGUUGCUCAGAUGACGACGGUGUCGAUGCUGCUGCGAUAGCCGAUUAUUGUUCUGCCGACCAAGAGGAGCUUACCGCGGCUGGGAUUGCUGGCGUUCCAGGCCUGGACGUCGACCGCGGUGUGUUAAUUAGACCAAGGACUAGAUUUCGAUUGAUGUCGAUUGCGCCAGACUUCACGGACACCGGUGACGGAGGCAACUACAACGAUGGCGACGAGUACGUUGAUGACGAAUACGACUUGGACGUCUUGGCGGUGACCAAACAACGUGGCGGAGGUGAAGAUCGACACCAACAGAAGCGAGAAGAACGGCAGCAUGAGACCGCCGAUCGCGAGGAACGCAGAGCCGAUCUGUUCGCCGGGCUAGGGCCCGUUGCCGUGUUUUCGGCGCGGCACCAGUGUUCGCGGCCGCGGUGGGUGAAAGUGGCCCACGGCGGUGGGCGUCAUCGUUCCCCGGGCGGUGGCGACGAAGACACUUGCGACGACGACAAAUCUGUCGCAUCAGUGGAUCCAAUUCAGCUCGUGGACCGGUGGUUCGGAUUUGAGUUGCGCAGCCACGGCGGUGGCACAGCGGCUGCGGUUCCGCCGGCUACCGUAGGACACGUCAGGUCCAAUUCUCAGGCACAACACAUCGGUCUGAGACGUGGCGACAUAGUGGUGGCGUUGAAGUUAUGUGCUGGAGAUGGUAGCGGCGGCAGGGCGAUGGACGUUAGGUGGGAAACGUGCCGCAGGGUGGCUGAGUUUAUCGUUCACCAUCACCAGAGACGCCGGAAGUCGAGUUCCGGCGAAGGAGCAGUCAUCCAGUUGAAAGUCGUCACGCCGAUUACUACCGCGGCGGCGUCUGAUGGCUACCAGACCGUGGAUCCAAACAAGGUUUAUAAACGGAGGAAUACAAAUAUGGCAGCCUUAAAUUCAAGUAUACAUUCCGCUCCACCACUGCCACCCAUGAUGUCACAGACCAAUUCUAAACAACGUCGUCAACGAAGGCAGAACACAAACGGAGGAAGUGAAGGAACCGAGAGUACUAAUAAAAAAAUUACGUGGUUGUGGAAUCCUUUCAGACGGCGGCGGAGAAGCGUAGUCGGCAAUAAAUGUUAAAAAAUGUGCAUGGAUGUAAUGACUGAUAAUUGUCGUAAAAUAUUAAUGGAUGUUAAAUGUAUACCGUUUAUAAACCAUAAGACACUUUUAGGAUAGUAUUUUACUAUUAUAAUGUAAAUAAUAAAUACAAGAUAUACAUUUUUAUUUUUUUUUUAUAUAACUAUGUUAUCUUAAAAUUCAAAUUACAAUUAAAGCUUAAUAAUAAACCCCCACUAGAUUGCGGGGGUUACUUACAACAAACAAAAUUCGAUCGUUACCUUAGAUUAUAAACAUAUAAUAAAAAUGUAUAAUAAUAAGUUAUUGUUCUAUAA
Messenger RNA from Myzus persicae (green peach aphid), 5563 nucleotides. RefSeq lists its product as uncharacterized. Lineage: Eukaryota; Metazoa; Arthropoda; Insecta; Hemiptera; Aphididae. Bases 1815 to 5252 code for a protein of 1145 amino acids. Gene Ontology annotation, biological process: signal transduction; negative regulation of stress fiber assembly. The transcript has 12 exons. The record is from RefSeq and is a predicted model, not a curated record.